Molecule: messenger RNA, 1652 nt
Organism: Coregonus clupeaformis (lake whitefish)
Lineage: Eukaryota; Metazoa; Chordata; Actinopteri; Salmoniformes; Salmonidae
Product: E3 ubiquitin-protein ligase NHLRC1
Exons: 1
Coding region: 310-1557 (415 amino acids)
Biological process (GO): proteasome-mediated ubiquitin-dependent protein catabolic process; negative regulation of translation; protein polyubiquitination
Molecular function (GO): translation repressor activity; protein binding; ubiquitin protein ligase activity
Source: RefSeq, a predicted model, not a curated record
AAAUGUCCCCGGUGUUGUGUUUUCCUCUCUCUGUCUCUUUCCUCCUCCUCUCUUUCCCUCUCUGACUUUCCACUUGUUUCCUCCCUGUUUUCUCAAAAAUACUUUCAAGACGUAGCAGACUGCAGCAGAGCUGACACUGUGACUGCAGUUGGGUAAAGAGACUGCAGCAGAGCUGACACUGUGACUGCAGUUGGGUAAAGAGCCUGCAGCAGAGGUGACACUGUGACUGCAGUUGGGUAAAGAGACUGCAGCAGAGCUGACACUGUGACUGCAGUUGGGUAAAGUAAAAGAGAGGAUAUCUACACUAUUAUGGCUGAUGUUCCUGUUCCUCCUUCCUCACUGAGAACAGAGGGGAUCCUCCUGAGAGAGAUCCACGUCAACCUGCUGGAGUGUAAAGUCUGCUUCGAGAAGUAUAACCCACGGCAGAAGGAACGCCGGCCUCAGAACCUGUCCUGCGGCCAUGUACUCUGUCUGGAAUGUGUCCGGGCGCUCUCCCACCCUGUCCUCAAGAAGCUUGAGUGCCCUUUCUGCCGGCAGCUGUGGGACGUUGACAGCACCUCCCACUGCCAGGCACUGACAGACCUCCAGGAUCUUCUGCUCUCCCACUCCCCCAGGUCCCCUGUCCCUCAUCAGGUCAGAGGAGGCAGCGGCUGGGUCGGCGGUCUGGGCUCUGGAGCUCUGCGGCUUCGCUCGGCCUUCGGGGGCUGGGGGUCCCUGAUCAACCCAACGGGGGUGGCCGUGUUCGGGUCCUCUGGGACCAUGGUGGUGGUACACGAUGGAGACAGAAGAGUGGUGGUAUUCGGGCCUCAGGGCAGGUGGCUGCACGGGUUCGGCCGGAGGGGUCGCGGCCACGGAGAGGUGUGUCACCCGGUGGAUGUGGCGGUGACUCCCAGCGGGUAUGUGGUCGUGACGGAUGCCGGGGACGGUGCAGUGAAAGUGUUCACCUCCAGGGGGAGUUAUGUUCUGGAGGUGCGGGACUCCUUCCAGAUGCCCUGGGGGGUGGACGUGGACAGCUGUGGGCAUAUCCUGGUCACUGACGUCCAGGCCGGCACGCUCUCCCAGGUUGUGGUGGACUUUGCCCGUGGCGUGACUCUGAUGAACCGAGCGGUCAUAACCGACCUCCAGCGGCCUAAGGCAGUGGCCUGCUGUCGGGUGACCGGGAACAUCGCCCUGGUGGAGACACUGGGGCUCACCACCACACAACCUCCAAAUGGCCCCCGGCCUACCAGACUGACAAUAUUCAACAAAGACUUUAAUGUCCUCUCUCAGAUAGACAGCUUCACUCUGAGCCUGGGGGCCUCGGUGUGGCCCUGUGUGUCUGCCGUGGCCUUUGACAGGGACGGGGAUGUGAUCGUGAUAGACUCCCAGCGGGGGUUGAUUUGGAGUUUGGGAAAGUUCCAGAACAGCCUGGUCCUAACCCCCCUGGUCAGUGAAGACUUGGUUCGCCCGGUGGGGCUGGUCGCCACAGCACAGAACACACUGAUUGUUUUAGACAGUGGAGACCAUGCAGUGAAGAUGUAUUCAGUUCACUCAGAUGCUAUUCUAGUCCGAAAAUGAUGUAGGCUGACUUGUAUUGUGAAAAAAAAUACAUAAACAAAAUGCAUAAUGACUGGGUGAUUCCCCUGUUUUGAUGUAAAACAAUAAAAUGCUAA